Aspergillus welwitschiae is the source of this 1531-nucleotide messenger RNA. Its product is annotated as HpcH/HpaI aldolase family protein. The record is from RefSeq and is a predicted model, not a curated record. NCBI's taxonomy places the organism in Eukaryota, Fungi, Ascomycota, Eurotiomycetes, Eurotiales, Aspergillaceae. The coding region runs from base 523 to 1311 and encodes 262 amino acids. The transcript is spliced from 5 exons. Gene Ontology annotation, molecular function: aldehyde-lyase activity. Gene Ontology annotation, cellular component: cytoplasm.
CAUCCGUCACGGGCCACCAUGACUCACCUGCAUAGACACGCGGCAGCUGUGUGCCUAAUGAUUUCACAAAUUUAGCUAUGUUAGCAAACGAUAUCGAUGAGUCAUUGAGCCUCAGACUGGAUGGACCCUUUCAUUGCCAGUCCAAUAUCUUCCUCAUCUCAGAUAACAUAUCCAACCUGCCACUUGUGGUUACCUCAGCAAUUAUUUGACGAUGUUGAAUAGCCCAGCCAACAUAAAUUCACAGUUUGCUACGUGUAGAAGAGUUUGAAUAUUAGGAACACCACAAGGAACUUUGCUGGUCACUGUUAUUGUUUCAAGACAAUAAAUGGCUUCGGGGUCAACUACCCCGUUGCGGUCGGAGUUGAUGCGAUCGGUUAGCCGAGGACCGUAACCGGCGGGGCAGAGGACACCGAGCUCUUAAGCGGACAACUGAAUUCUAUCGAAAUGAACUUCAACCUUCUUUCAUACUGAUCCCAAUUGAAGUCUACGCCGAACAUAUCCUAGUAAAGGAUCAUUUCCAAUAUGCCCUUCGAAACCGCCAUCACCUCCACCUUUCGGAGCGCUUCCACGGCCCUUGGUUUCUGGCUCACUCUCCCUAGUGCCGCUGUCGCCAAGACCAUCCUGCACGGCCAACCCCCCAGCCCGGGCCGAUUCAGCUGGGUCCUAGUAGACGCCGAGCACGGUUUAAUAUCCGACCGCCAUUACUAUGAGCUCUUCAACGCCAUCGCAUCCGAGAACGUAAGCCCGAUUGUCCGGGUCCCCUGCGCAGAGGAAUGGAUGAUCAAACGGGCGCUGGACGCCGGUGCUCACGGAGUCAUGACCCCCAUGUGCCAUUCAGAAAUCGAAGCGGCCAAAAUCGUCCAAUGGACCAAAUACCCACCCCUCGGCACACGAGGCUACGGCCCCAUGUUCGCGCCGCACGCAUUCCCCGGCGUUGCGCCCGGUGAAGAGUACGACGAAGGCUCGCAAACAGGCACGAUUGUAGUUGUGCAGAUUGAGUCGAAGGCUGGUGUCGAGAAUGUAGAGAAGAUCGCAGCUGUUGAAGGCGUCGAUGUCCUGUUCAUCGGACCCUUCGAUUUGGCGAAGCAGAUGGGUGUUACGAGGGGCGGGGAGGAGCAUGAAGCGGCUAUUCAGCGAAUUUUGAAGGCUGCGCAUGCAGCGGGUAAGAAGGCCGCUAUCUUCUGUACGGAUGGUAAGGAUUCCCGCGUGCGUGCGGAGCAGGGAUUUGAUAUGAUUUCGGUGAUUACGGAUGUCGGGGUUUUUAGGGCGGGAAUGUUGAAUGAGUUGAAGAGUGUUACGGAGGGGCGGUAGAUGGUAUCUCCUAAUGAUAGAAAUAUAAUAUUUGACUAUGAGGUUUGAUUGGAGAUAUCCAAUCAAUGCAUUAUGACUUUUCUAUAUGACCGGCUAUCUCAUUAGUGUGUCGGACUUCGGCGGUUUUGGGUGGUAGCUGUAGCUAAGGUCUUGGGUACAAGCUAAUCUACCACACGUAUGUGUCCUCUGGCAUGUGUAUACCAUCAUUGAUCGAUGCGCU